CAUUUUGUGUGCGAUAGUUGCCAUGGUUUCCACGUAAUCUGUAACGCGCCGAUCAACAUCGGUGAUGCGGGUGAUGCCCUCAGUCGUGACUGCGCUCCUUCAGCUACCCCAGUUCGAAUAAAGCACGUGAAAUGUUCGCGAAAACUAUGCGGUGUGGCAAGCGCUCACUCUACGUUGAACCCCAUAAUUUUAUCGCGGGCAAGAAAGUUGCCACCAAGGAUCCCAUCGGGGAGAUCAAGGUACUGCAACCGGCGACAGGCAAAGUAUUGUGUCACGUAUCAUGUUCCGGACCAAAAGAUGUGGACAAAGCAGUUUCUGCAGCGAAACAGGCAUUUGAUCGGUGGUCAGCUCUCUCUCAUGGGGAGCGCGGAAAAUUUCUCACGGCCAUCGCAAAGAAAGUCAGGGAGAGGCAACAGGAAAUUGCAGAGGUUGAAAUGACUGACACAGGGAAGCCCAUAUGGGAAGCUCUGGUUGACAUUGACGGCUGUGCUGACGUACUUGAGUACUAUGGUGGCAUUGCUGCAUCAAUAAAAGGUCAGCAAUUCGAUCUGCCUGGUGGAAGCUUUGCCAUGGUGCGCCGGGAACCCCUCGGUGUUGUGGCGGCCAUUGGUGCGUGGAACUACCCGUUCCAGGUGAUGUCUUGGAAAAUGGCACCUGCACUCGUAUGCGGCAACACCUUUGUCUUCAAGCCAUCGCCCUUGACACCCCUGUCGGCCAUCCUGCUCGCCGAGAUAUGCCGUGACGUCGGUCUACCUGACAGCGUCGUAAACAUUGUUCAGGGCGAGGGUAAGACAGGCGAGCUGUUGUGCGAUCAUCCAGAUGUGGCCAAAGUGAGUUUCACGGGUAGCAUACCUACUGGACAAGCCAUCAUGCGCCGCUGUGCCGACUCCAUGAAGCGCUGCACCCUCGAGCUUGGGGGCAAGUCCCCGCUCAUUGUCUUUGCUGAUGCUUCUCCUGCUGAAGCUGUGAAGGCAACAUUGCUGGGAAACUUCCUCACCCAAGGGGAGGUUUGCAGCAAUUGCACCCGAGUCUUCGUAGAAAAACCAAUGGUAGAAGAGUUUCUGGAUCACCUGGUGAAGGCUACCAAGAAGCUCAAGAUUGGUGACCCCGCCGACCCAGAUACCACAGUCGGCGCCACCAUCAGUGCCGAGCAUGCGGCACGAGUUUUGUCCUACAUCGACGGUGCUAAAAAGGAGGGAGCACGUGUGCUGUGUGGAGGGGAGCGGGUGACUCCUGCCAACCCAGAACUCUCGGGGGGAUUCUACCUCAGCCCGUGCGUGCUGGCUGACUGCACCGACAGCAUGAAGGUCAUGCAAGAGGAAGUGUUUGGUGCAGUGGUGAGCGUCUCUGCAUUUGACACCGAGGAGGAAGCUCUGCGGCGAGCCAACAACAGUCCCUUCGGACUGGCUGCCGGUGUCAUGACUAAGUGA
This is a messenger RNA of Rhipicephalus sanguineus (brown dog tick), 1430 nucleotides long. Its product is annotated as 4-trimethylaminobutyraldehyde dehydrogenase A-like. Lineage: Eukaryota; Metazoa; Arthropoda; Arachnida; Ixodida; Ixodidae. The record is from RefSeq and is a predicted model, not a curated record. The transcript has 7 exons. Gene Ontology annotation, molecular function: 4-trimethylammoniobutyraldehyde dehydrogenase (NAD+) activity; aminobutyraldehyde dehydrogenase (NAD+) activity. The coding region runs from base 132 to 1430 and encodes 432 amino acids.